Sycon ciliatum is the source of this 2360-nucleotide messenger RNA. RefSeq names its product eukaryotic translation initiation factor 5-like. The record is from RefSeq and is a predicted model, not a curated record. Gene Ontology annotation, cellular component: cytosol. Lineage: Eukaryota; Metazoa; Porifera; Calcarea; Leucosolenida; Sycettidae. Gene Ontology annotation, biological process: formation of translation preinitiation complex; translational initiation; formation of cytoplasmic translation initiation complex. The transcript has 8 exons. Gene Ontology annotation, molecular function: eukaryotic initiation factor eIF2 binding; GDP-dissociation inhibitor activity; translation initiation factor activity. The coding region runs from base 245 to 1606 and encodes 453 amino acids.
GCUCAAACAGUCUUGUUGAGAACCAGAACUGCUGAGUUGAUGAAACCUUGAGGGUUGUAUGUCAGUGGCCUUGUACAAGUUGUAGGAUCGAUAUCUCGUGUUCUCUUGCACUGGUUGGUUGUGCACUGAAGCGGUGUUGCCUUGCUCAACGACGGGCUCAUUUACUAAGCUCUUUUUGAGCUAUAAUGCGAUCCUUGAAUUCCUGAAGUGAUCCGUUCAUGUUGUCUACCAACAAGUCUUCAAGAUGGCUACAAUCAAUAUCAACACAGGAGUCGCAGAUGACUUCUACCGCUACAAAAUGCCGAAGCUUCUUGCCAAGGUGGAAGGCAAAGGCAAUGGCAUUAAGACGGUGAUUGUGAACAUGGUAGACAUCGCGAAAUCUUUGCAUCGUCCCCCAUCUUAUUCGACCAAGUACUUUGGAUGUGAGCUUGGUGCACAGACACAAAUGGAUGCCAAGAAUGAGCGCUACAUUGUGAACGGUUCCCAUGAUGCGCCAAAGCUGCAGGGUCUUCUUGAUGGCUUUAUCAAGAAGUUUGUCUUGUGUGCUGAGUGUGGUAAUCCAGAAACUAAUUUGGAGGUCACAAAGAAACAGACAAUUAACCAGAUUUGCAUUGCAUGUGGCCACCGUGGUAUCAUUGACAUGCGCCACAAGCUUACUACCUUCAUCUUGAAGAACCCCCCGUCAGCAGAUGGACUGUCAGCAUCAUCGUCAACACCAAGCAAAAGUAAAACUAAGUCGAAGUCAGGAAAGGGCAAACGUGACGCUGACUCUGGUGCUACUGCUUCUGGGUCCGUUGAUGAAGAAGCUACUUCACCCGGUGCAAUGAUGAAUGGCAUGGGAGGCUUACCAUCCGUUGCAGCACCAACCGAGGCAGCCGAUGAAGACUGGUCAGUGGACACUAGUGCUGAUGCUGUCAAGAUACGGCAGACUGCUUUGUCGAUGGCAGCUGCGUCACUGGCUGUUACAGACGACUUGGAAUUGUCUGAGGAUGACCGUCUGGAACGCUUGUUCUCCUAUGUCGAGGCAGAGAAGAAGAAGAAGACAUUGGUGCCUGCGAAUCGUACGGUUUAUGAAGAGGCCAAGCGGCUUGAAGUACUGGAGAAAGGAGUGUUCAUUGCCUGCGAGAUUCUGUUUGAUGAGACUGUGGUUAAACAGCUGCAGGAGUACCGGCGAUUUCUUUUGCAGUUUACUCAUGGCAAAAAGAAAGCACAGAAGCAUCUUCUUGGCGCUAUUGAAAAGCUAACGGGCAAAAAGCACCCAGAGCUCAUCACUCGUGUUCCAUUGAUUCUGAAGACGUGUUAUGACAAUGAUUUGGUUGAGGAGGAUGUCUUCAUUGAGUGGCAUGAGAAGGUGUCCAAGAAAUUUGUUGACAAGAAAACCGCUCAGACAAUUCGUGAAAAGGCGGACAUGUUCAUCAAGUGGCUGAAGGAGGCCGAUGAGGAAUCAUCGGAAGAAGAGGAAGAUGGUGUUGAGGUUGUCUACACACACAAAUCUCAGUCGCAGGUAGAAAAGGAAGAUGAAGAGAAAAAGAAAGCCGAGAGAAUUGCAGCUGGCGAGGAGGAAGAGGAGGAAGAAGAUGAUGAUCUUGACAUUGACAACAUUUAACUUCAUCAUGGAGAGAGGAAAUGACUAUUCGGAUGCUACUUUUUUGUGUCGUGAGUGCAUAAGCUUAUAAAUCCUUGACCUCCUAAAAUAUGUCAUGAUGAAAGUUUUAAUUUUUAUACGGCUGUGUUCAUGUGCCAGGCUGCGAUGAUUCAUUGUGUUUCUGGUAGAUAUACUGCCUACUGAUUUCUAUUCGCUUUGAAUCCCCUGAACUUGUGUGACAUUCUCAAGGGUUUCUACAAACCACCUUGAUGUUCUCCACAUGCGUGUGUCUGCUGCACUGUCUCAGCUGGUGUACGAGCGCCAUACUAGCUUAUUAGUAGCUUUCACUAGACCGCCUGGCUGUAUAUGUGUGUGUGUGUGCGCGUGUGUACGAGCGUGCGAGGGUUCAUACUGAUUUGGUGUGCGCCGUAGUGGUCUGUCACUGCAUCAUGCUCGUAUUGCUAGCACUGUUUUCUAAUUAGAGCUUGGGUCUUACCUCAUAGGUGACGAUCAUUAGUUCUUUGUCAUACGCUCGUUCCCACCUCAAAAGUUACUAUCAUGUGCUGUCCAAAGAAGCGUGCCGGUGUUACAAAUUCUGUCAGUUUCAGAUUUUGUUCUCUUUUUUAAUGUCGCGACGAAGAUACCUACAACAGAGGUGUUGGGCACUCGUUGCAUCUCUUAUUUUGUUAUUGUUAUCAGAAUCAGUUCGUCUUGGCUGAUGCUAUGCUCUGGUGUGUUUUAGUCUUGUGCUUCUCAAGAAUGGCUUUACCCGUGA